CCAAGAAGAGCCCCGUUAGGGUUUGCUUAUAAAAUUGUCACGAACAAAUCAAUUUCUGAUCAUCUCCCAGUAAAUUUCUCUUCUAGGGUUGCAAAGCCAAAAUCCAUCCCCCGUGAAAAUGUUGAAACAGCAGUUCUCCAUACAUGAAACAUCACAAUCAUCAAACCUAAUCCCAGUUGAUCUACUCAUCAAUAUAUUCUCUCUUGUCCCCGCAAAGUCCAUAGCUAGGUUUCGUUGCGUAUCAAAAUUCUGGGCAUCCAUCCUUCGUCGUUGUGAUUUCACUGAAUUGUUUCUGACAACCUCUUCCACUCGUCCACGGCUCUUGUUCACCUUCAAAGUUGGUGGCAAGUUGUUUCUAUACUCUACACAUCAGCCUCAUAAUCCAGAUGAUGAUAACUCUUCCCUUGUAGCCACCCGUUAUAAUAUGUCUUUUCCUGAAUAUUUUCCAUCUGAUGCAAGUACACCGGUGUGUGGACUGGUCCUGAUUCAGGGAUGGAGAAGAAAGAUGCGGGUGGUCUGUAACCCUGCCACGGGAGAGUUCCUAACCUUGCCCAAAGUGCUUCUGAGAGAAAAGAAUUUACUUGCUAAGGACACAGAAGCGAGAGACAAGAUUGUGGGAAUGUAUUUAGGCUAUGAUCCGAUGGGCAAACAGUUCAAAGUGUUGUGUAUGACUACGACCGCUUCACCUUAUGAAGUUAGAGACAAUACUCAUCAGGUUUUGACACUAGGGCCUGGAAAACGUUUUUGGAGACCGGUCGAACGCAAAUUCCAUUUUGAGGAAAACUAUAUAAUAAGUAAUGAGAUAUGCAUAAAUGGUGUUUUAUAUUUCGGAGAUUCUUCUAAGAUAGUUUGCUUCAACGUCGGGUCUGAGAAGUUCAGCUUUAUCAACACAAACAGAGAAAUGAGGUAUUCUACUUCUUUGUGUUCUUUGGUUUUGUUCAACUACAAAGGUAGAUUAGGUAUAUAUCAUCGGGAGAAGCUUUGGUCUAAAAUUAAUAGGAUUGUGUUUUGGGUUAUAGAAGAUGCUGAAAAUCAUAAAUGGACCAAGCAUAUCUGCCAACUGUUUCCUUUGGAGAAUAACAUGAUCGCAUAUAGGAGGUUCGUUGGAAUGACUAGUACAGGUAAAUUUGUGUGGUCAUACCGCGAACCACCAAACACUCUCUACCUUACCUUCUACAAUUCUGAAAGUGAAACUUUUACAAAAGUCAAUGUUCAGGGAUUUGACGAGUCUGAAGAGGUUGAGGAUGAUUAUAUAUUUAUUGAUACCUAUGUAGACUAUGUGGAGAAUAUGAAGUGGCUUAUGUAACUGUGUUCAAUGCUUUCAUAUAUCAUUACUUGAGACUUUGGAUUUCAACUCUAUUAUGUUAUUUAACGUUGUUUGGAUUUGGAUUCAAACUUUAUAGUUUUUUCUCUAAGGUGAGCAUUGAAAGC
This is a messenger RNA of Raphanus sativus (radish), 1431 nucleotides long. Its product is annotated as putative F-box protein At1g53360. Lineage: Eukaryota; Viridiplantae; Streptophyta; Magnoliopsida; Brassicales; Brassicaceae. Gene Ontology annotation, molecular function: protein binding. The record is from RefSeq and is a predicted model, not a curated record. Bases 119 to 1306 code for a protein of 395 amino acids. The transcript has 2 exons.